Molecule: messenger RNA, 1350 nt
Organism: Symbiodinium necroappetens
Lineage: Eukaryota; Dinophyceae; Suessiales; Symbiodiniaceae
Source: the annotation of a GenBank genome assembly
AUGUGGAGCUUGGGGGCCUGGUGCAUGCUGGGGCGAGUUCUGAGCCAAAGUGUCCAAAGCUCUCCCGACACGAGCUGCAUUUUGCAGUUCUCGGCAGCCCAUCAAAACCUCGAUUCGUCGGAUCCGGACUGCUCUUCCAGCGCUGACUGGACGGAGCAGUUCCGCGUGACGGCGCUAAAUUCCACGGUCGGCAGCCUUCCCGGUGCGUCGACAUUCUCAGGAGUCGAAGGUGAUACCAGCCUCAUGGCAUGGUCACCGUAUGGGGGAACGGUCCCUGGUGAUGUACUCGUUUUCGGGUACUCAGCAUCUGCAGGAUGGGAGGUACAGGCGAACCUCACGGAAGUGGCAAGUCAGAACGUAACGUUGCAGUUUUCAUGGGCGGAGCUCACGGCCCUAAGCAGCGAGAAGAUCGUCGUGGCCGCGGCGAACGUGGUGGAGAACCUGGAAUUUGUGAUGUCCACGCACACCUUCAAGUACGACGGGGCCUCCUGGGUUUUCUUGGGACAGCAUUCGUUUCCAUCCAUUCACAACCGCCUUUUGGCUCUUGGGGGAGACUUACUGGUCUUGUAUGUUAGACAACCAUCGGGCUUGGUCUUCCAGACCUUCCAGCUGCAAGGAUCCUCGUGGUCCCUCGUGCCCACUGCUGACAUACAUCUUGGCUCCUACAGUUUCAAGCUUGCGAGUGAUGGUAGGACUUUGGCCAUUCAGCGGAUGGAGCUGGACUCACCGGUGUUUGUCUACCGGUGGUCUGGGGACUCCUGGUCCAAUGUAGCAAACAUCUCAGAACCAACUGCAAUUGGUGUUGGUGUGGACGUGGACGGAGACUACAUCAUCGCCAGCUGGGUCAUCAUUGCAGACACCACGCGGUUGGAGACGGUGAUCUACGAAGACCAGGGCGGGCUGUGGUCAGAAGUCUUCCGGAUCGACAACGACCUGAGUGGAGUUCAAUUCAUGGUACGGGGGAUCUCCUCCUCUGGCAAGGCCAUCGUGGACUGUGCUUUUGCUGUGGGCUGCUCUGGUAUCACCAUCCUGGAGGUGAGUUCUAACGGUACAUGGGGGGUGACUCAGACGAUCGACUACGUUCAGGCAUCGUUUUCAGCGCGCGCUCCGAGCGGUGCCAUAUCAGCGAUCUCACUUGCCGUGGCCGAGUGGAUUGUGCCCGCAGGGCGCCGUGAGAGCGUCGGAAGGAUCUUUGGAUGCAAUGGGACUUCCUCGACCUCGACAACGACCAUGCCUUUGCCGUACUAUCGGCCGUACUAUGGUAGACGCUGCCCUCCUCGCUGUCGUCGACACUAUCAUCGACCGCCCCGGUUUUGGCGGAGAUGCAAACGCCUUUGUGGCAACUGGUAA